AUGCCUGGGUUUUAUAUAACGAAACAAUUGGUGAAAUAUAUUGAUAAUUUGUUUCAAUUAGCAGAAGAACUUAGCGCAGAGUAUAAAGAUCCAUCUGAACUGAAAAACUKGAAUGACCUCUUGAAUAUUCCAAAGAAUUCUAAUAUACGAAAAACUUGCCAAUUGACAAUUUUGAAAGUUUUAAAUAGAAAUAAAAUAUGAAGACUUAUGGAGACUUUGUUUACAGUCGGGAAUAUCCCGUACGAAGCAACCGAGGAGAACUUGAAAGAUAUAUUCAGCAAAGUUGGCCCAGUACUUUCCUUCAAAUUGAGAUGUGAUCGUGAGAUAGGGAAGCCUAAAGGUUAUGGUUUCUGCGAAUACAAGAAUCAAGAGACAGCACUUAGUGCGAUAGAAAAUUUAAAUGGUUACAARAUUGGUGAAAGAACGCUAUGCGUAAGCAUUGCGUGUACAAAAAAGAGUCGUAUAGAAAUGCAGAGUCYUUUACAGGGACAUAAAACUGAGAAUCUGAAUGGAGAUGCAGUUCAAGCUGACAAAACUCCCGAAGCAAUUAGUAAAGCAGUAACUUUCCUUCCACCUGAAAAAAUGUUUGAAUUAAUGCAACACAUGAAGAUAUGUGUGCAGAAUAAUCCUAAUYAAGUACGACAGAUGUUACUUCAGAAUCCACAACUUGCCUAUGCUUUAUUACAAAUACAGUUAGUAAUGCGAAUAGUGGAUUCUCAUACUGCUGUUAGUAUGCUACGUAAAGCUAAUCCAAACCUAAGCGUUUUGACACCUUCAGAAAAGCCAGUGAUACAUGAGAUUUCACCUCGUAUYRAAGAACCAUCAACAGCAGCAAGACCUACACUAGUAGUUGCCAAUCCUUUUGUACCUAUUUUUGCAGACCAAGAUGUAGAAAUUCGAACAUUGGAUGAACAGAUUGAUCCGCGUUUAGCAAGAUUAGAUCAAUCUUCAAGAGGACCACCGCAAACCCAAAAAACUCCGAUUACCGUACCAYCAAUUAGAAUUACUACUGCUGACCCUAGGGUAUCUCCUACUACUUUUACUCUACCAGAAAACAACCUUCCUGUARUAGAAGRAGUUGAAAGCUUUUACCGUGAUCUAAGAGUUAAUGGAUUUGGUAGAGAUCCAAAAGAUUYAARAAAUCCUCGUAUGUCUAUUGAUCCAAUAAUCGCUAAACYUACUCCUCCUGUAACCGUARAACCUUCUAUCAYAMMAAGCACKUYCCAUCAUAUAGYAGCAGAUUUUACAGUUYCACCACCACCUGUGGUUGUUWCGAAUACGAAUAAMGGUGUACCUCCUACCACCGCUCUUACAACAUCUACAAGUACUCCUACUUCYWGACUUAUGAGGGGAAUGUCGCCAGCAGCUAAUAUACCARACAGURSGUUGGAUAAAGAAAARUYAGAAUUMAUAUCUAUGGUAUUACUUUUAUCAAACGAACAAAUGGCCAUGCUUCUACCAGAACAAAGGCAAAGUAUUUUACUUCUUAAAGAACAAAUUGCCAAAAGCCAUCGUUAA
Messenger RNA from Polistes dominula (European paper wasp), 1518 nucleotides. RefSeq lists its product as uncharacterized. The record is from RefSeq and is a predicted model, not a curated record. NCBI's taxonomy places the organism in Eukaryota, Metazoa, Arthropoda, Insecta, Hymenoptera, Vespidae.